Pyrus x bretschneideri (Chinese white pear) is the source of this 830-nucleotide messenger RNA. RefSeq names its product nudix hydrolase 15, mitochondrial. Gene Ontology annotation, molecular function: coenzyme A diphosphatase activity; acetyl-CoA hydrolase activity. The record is from RefSeq and is a predicted model, not a curated record. Lineage: Eukaryota; Viridiplantae; Streptophyta; Magnoliopsida; Rosales; Rosaceae. Gene Ontology annotation, biological process: coenzyme A catabolic process.
CAAUUUUUAUUUUUCAGAAAGAGCGAAGAAAAUAAUGGGUUCUGCUGAACUAAGACUCCAAACUCUAGCACAACAUUUCAGACUUGAAGAAUCAGUCAAACCACCUCCACCACCUACCGGUUACGCCACCUCCGAUUCAGCAACCAAACGGGCGGCGGUUCUGGUGUGUCUGUUCAAAGGGGAUGACGGCGAGCUGCGCGUCAUUCUCACGAAACGAUCUUCAUCUCUGUCUUCCAGCCCUGGCGACGUUGCGCUCCCCGGUGGGAAAAGAGAGGAAGCGGAUGCUGAUGACGUGCAAACCGCCCUCCGGGAGGCCAAGGAGGAGAUCGGCCUGGACCCUUCCCUAGUCAACGUCGUCUCCGUUCUCGAUCACAUUGUAAACUCGCAUGGUGUGAUUGUGGUUCCGGUAAUUGGCCUACUUUCUGACAUAAAAGCAUUUAGUCCGGCUCCAAAUGCUGCAGAAGUGGAGGCAAUUUUUUAUGCUCCUUUAGAAAUGUUUCUCAAGGAUGAGAAGAGGAGAGAGGAGGAGAGAGAAUGGAUGGGAGACAAGUAUCUCUUAAAUUACUUCGACUUUGAAGCAGAUGAUGGUGAAGUGUAUGUGAUAUGGGCCCUAACUGCUGGCCUUCUGAUAAGCACUGCUUCAGCAGUGUAUGAGCGGCCUCCGGCGUUUCUCGAGCGGAGGCCAAAGUUCUGGAAGAGUGGCCAGGGAGCACCACCAUGCCCUAGACUUUAAUGUCAUUUUAUUGUUACUCAUGUGAUGUUACAUGUUUUUGCAAUCUGCAUUUUCAAGUUGAAUCCCAGAAACCUUCAAUGUGGCUGUUUAUCUUUAA